This is a messenger RNA of Paramisgurnus dabryanus, 2678 nucleotides long. RefSeq lists its product as uncharacterized. Gene Ontology annotation, cellular component: nucleus. Gene Ontology annotation, biological process: regulation of transcription by RNA polymerase II. NCBI's taxonomy places the organism in Eukaryota, Metazoa, Chordata, Actinopteri, Cypriniformes, Cobitidae. Gene Ontology annotation, molecular function: DNA-binding transcription factor activity, RNA polymerase II-specific. The record is from RefSeq and is a predicted model, not a curated record.
GUUAAAGUAGACUAUCUACAUUAAUGUAGUGAUCAACAGGGGUGAUUCAUUUUAGUGAGGUUCAGCCCCCCAAUGAGGGCAUAAUAAGCAUAAGCACCAAUAGCAGCAGGGCUGAUCACUACACAGAAUGAUCACCGACACCUGUCAUCCAAUCACAGACCCACUUCAGUGUACAUUAAAGAGAGUGAUAUAAUACAAUUUCAUAUUUUCUUAUUGUAUAGUGGGUUAUUUAGCUGAUUCACAGCCUAUACAUGUGUUUUAAUUAACUUAUUUGUUGAUGAUGUUGACUUCAAACUACAGCUUAUAUAUAGUUUGUCACACGUAGAUUAAUAUGAAGUGGAUACCUUUUUAACCCUUAUUGUAGUUAAUGAGUCACAAGUAUUUUGUUUUAGACAUAUAUUAAAGGUAAUAUUUCAACUAAAGGACUGUUAAAAGCUGAUUUAUCAAUAUGAACUAUUUACUGUCUUCAUUUUAGAUAUGAUGGAAGUGAAAGAGGAGAGUCAAGCUGAAGUGGAUGAGAAACAUCAGAUUGUAAAAAUAAACCAUAAUGUUUCACAGAAAGAAACUCUGAAGACAGAAGACAUAAAGUGUGAAAAUAGAUUCAGUGAAGAUGAACGCCCUGCAGAUCACAAGAGGACUCACAGUGAGAAGAAACCUUUCACAUGUCAACAGUGUGGAAAGAGUUUCACUUUUCAAUCGAACCUUAGCCGGCACAAGAAAGCUCACAUGGGAAAGCAACACGCGUGCCAGCAUUGUAACAAGAGUUUCCCAGAUACAACUAAACUUAAGAUACACAUGAUGUCUCACACUGGAGAGAAACCUUUCACAUGUCAUCUGUGUGGAAAGAGUUUGAGAACAAAUACUACCCUUAAAGGACACAUGAUGAUUCACACUGGAGAGAAACCACACGUGUGCCAUCAGUGUGGAAAGAGUUUUAUAACUGCAGGUGAACUUAGGAAACACAUGAGGACUCACACUGGAGAGAAACCUUUCACAUGUCAACAGUGUGGAAAGAGUUUCAGAAGAAAAGAGUGCCUUAACAUACAUGUGAGGAUUCACACUGGACAGAAACCAUUUAUGUGCCAUCAGUGUGGAAAGAGUUUCAGAAGAAAAGCUCACCUUAACAACCAUGUGAUGAUUCACACUGGAGAGAAACCAUUCAAGUGCCAUCAGUGUGGAAAGAGUUUCACAUUUACAAGUGGACUUAAGAUACACAUGAGGAUUCACACUGGAGAUAAAGCACAUGUGUGCCAUCAGUGUGGAAAGAGUUUUGAAACUGCAAGUAACCUUAACAGACAUUUGAGAAGUCACACAGGAGAGAAACCUUACUCUUGUCAACAGUGUGGAAAGAGUUUCACCUUUCAGUCAAACCUUAACCGCCACAUGAAAACUCACAGUGGGGAAAAGACAGACGUGUGCCAUCAGUGUGGAAAGAGUUUUGCAACUGCAAGUAACCUUAACAGACAUUUGAGAAUUCACACCGGAGAGAAACCUUUCACGUGUCAACAGUGUGGAAAGAGUUUCACCUUUCAGUCGAACCUUAACCGCCACAUGAAAACUCACAGUGGGGAAAAGCCACACACGUGCCAUCACUGUGACAAGAGUUUCCCAGAUACAAGUAAACUUAAGAAACACAUGAGGACUCACACUGGAGAGAAACCUUACACUUGUCACAACUGUGGAAAGAGUUUCUCUGUUGAAAGUAACCUUAAGGUACAUGCAAGGAUUCACACUGGAGAGAAACCGUUCACAUGCCAUGAGUGUGAAAAGAGUUUCAAAACUAAAACUAACCUUAACACACACAUGAGAAUCCACACUUGAUAGAAACCAUUCAUGUGUCAACAGUGUGGAUAUGGCAACAAAGUUUAUAAAUCAGCUGAGGUCUUAAUAAUAAAACAGUCUGGAGGAUCCUUACUAAAACUCUACAAACGCAAAAAACACAAAAUGGUGUACAGCAAAAAAGAUUUAGGCCGUUUCUCAAUCUGUGUUCUUGUCUGUACUUGUGUUCUUGUGAAACAUCAUCAGUCGCGAUCCAAGUACUGUUCCAAUUACAAGUUCACAUCAAGCCAAGUUCACAUAACAUCUCACGACGUGUUCUUGAUCCGCUCAUUUUAUUAAGGAUGCAUCAGAAGGGGACUUGUGUGGACUUAUGACAGCCAAGUUUCCCAGAAUGCAUUUUACGUCAGCGGCAAUAAAGCUUAAAACCUGCACAAUGUUUGAAAUAUUACUCUUUCUGUGUCAUAAAAUGUUGCUGUUUAGUCAAGAAUAUAGCUGAAUGAACUUCAAAUCUGUGGUCAGUUAGUAAAGAUAGGACCUAUAUUUAAAUUCCCUCUGAUGAUUUUGGAUAUUUGAGUUCAAGUUGAUCAGCGGGCAGUCAGUGUCGUGUACACCGCCGAGGGCAGAUUCAUCUCUGCAAGUCCUUCUGAAAUGUGCCGCUGUCUCAUUGCACCUGCUCUGCGUUUCAGUGUCUGAUGGUCAAACAUGAAAUAUUCUCUUUGGAUAUAUCUAACUGCCAUUUUUCUGUCUCAGUAAUUUAUUUCUCUUUAUUAUUCAUAUGAAGUCUGUUUUGUUAUUAUUGUUUUAACCUAUGUUAAAGUUAAGUUUCAUAACUUAAAUCACAUAUUUUCUAUAGAAUCUUGACACUGAAUCACUGCCUUUGUACUUAAGAUUUGUUUCUU